Molecule: messenger RNA, 3771 nt
Organism: Gossypium raimondii (Peruvian cotton)
Lineage: Eukaryota; Viridiplantae; Streptophyta; Magnoliopsida; Malvales; Malvaceae
Product: protein ARABIDILLO 1
Exons: 12
Coding region: 719-3481 (920 amino acids)
Molecular function (GO): protein binding
Source: RefSeq, a predicted model, not a curated record
AUGACAUCUUAAUAAUGCUGUAAAAAUUCAUUUACAUACAAAAAAAAUUUUCCCAUUCUUUCUCUCUCAUUCCUUUGUGUGCACAAUAAAGAUGAAGAUUAAGAUUAAACCAAAGAGAGUUUUAGACGCAUGGCUUUGAGCUUUGAGGGUUUGGUUUUCUCUUUCUCUUUCAUUUAUGCUUGUGCCUGAAUUCUCUCUUACGCAAUUUCAACUCUCUUUCUCUGUCAUUUUUCUUCCCUCCCAUUGAAGCUUAUUCAAUCAAAUCAGAUAAAAAAAGGGGUUCUAAUUGAUUUAAUCUGAACGGUUCGAGAUUUAAGGGUUUACCCUUCGUUCCCAGAAAGACUGAACUCUCUCAGGUUUGAGAACGACGAUCGAUUUUUCUUCCCUGCAAAUGCAUUUAUCAUUCUAGAUUUUGAUUGGGUUUAUAUGAAAUCGGACAAUUUGAUUAUUUGUAAAGUAUAAGAAUUUAAGGUAUCUUGGUGUUUGAGUUGUGACAUAGAUACAAUUACAUUGUUGGUUUUGAGUUAGGGUUUUUGGGGGACCUGAGACCAUUGCUUUUUUUGGUCUCUCUAUGCUUGCUAAGUUGUUUUGUGAAUUGGGUAUUUGAGCUUGAAGGGCGUAUGUACUUAGUUCCAUGUGCACUUACAGGUUAUAGGGUUUAGUUGCUUUGAGGUUCAAAGGAUUUUGGUAUUGGAGUCCUUUUUAGAUUUGAUUAGGAAUGACUCGUAGGGUGCGGCGCAAGGUGGCAAAGAAAGGGAAGGACGACGCUGUUUCACUAAGUUAUCUUGAAAUUGAAGUUGAGGAUUUAGGUCUUGAGAGAAAUGGCAAUGUUGAUUGGACAAGCUUGCCUGAUGAUACAGUGAUUCAAUUGUUUUCAUGUCUGAAUUAUCGAGAUAGGGCAAGCCUGUCGUCAACCUGUAAGACAUGGAGAGUUUUGGGUGCUUCUCAGUGUUUAUGGAGUUCAUUGGAUCUUCGUGCUCAUAAAUUUGACACCGCAACGGCUACAUCACUUGCUUCUAGGUGUAUGUAUCUUCAAAAGCUUAGGUUUCGUGGGGCAGAGUCUGCCGAUGCAAUAAUUCAUCUUCAAGCUAAGAAUUUGCGUGAAAUAAGCGGUGAUUACUGCAGGAAAAUAACUGAUGCUACUCUAUCUGUGAUUGUUGCCCGGCAUGAGGCUUUGGAAAGUCUUCAGCUCGGGCCAGACUUUUGUGAGAGGAUCACUGGUGAUGCAAUAAAAGCAAUAGCCCUUUGCUGUCCCAAAUUGAAAAAGCUCCGGUUGUCUGGAAUAAAGGAUGUUUAUGCUGAUGCAAUCAAUGCUUUGGCUAAGCACUGUCCAACUCUGGUUGACAUUGGGUUCCUUGAUUGCCUAAAUGUUGAUGAGGCAGCAUUGGAAAAUGUCUCAUCUGUUCGUUUCCUCUCUGUUGCUGGGACAUCAAAUAUGAAAUGGGAUGUGGUUUCGCAUCUCUGGCACAAGCUGCCUAAAUUGAUUGGGUUGGAUGUUUCUAGAACUGAUAUCGGAUCAGCUGCUAUUUCUAGAUUGUUAUCCUCAUCCUUGAGCUUGAAGGUUUUGUGUGCACUAAAUUGUCCGGUUCUUGAAGAGGAAACUAGCAUUAGCACCACCAAAACCAAUGGCAAAUUGUUGCUUGCCCUUUUUUCAGAUAUUUUUAGAGAACUAUCUUCUUUAUUUGCCGAAACUUCAAACAAAGGGAGGAAUAUGUUUUUGGAUUGGAGGUGCUCAAAGAACAAAGAUAAAAACUUGAAUGAGAUCAUGACUUGGCUUGAGUGGAUCUUAUCUCACACGCUUUUGCGUACUGCUGAGAGCAACCCACAAGGUCUUGAUAAUUUCUGGCUUAAGCAAGGGGCAGCAUUAUUGCUAAGCUUAAUGCAGAGCUCACAAGAGGAUGUUCAAGAAAGGGCAGCCACUGGACUAGCAACUUUUGUUGUUAUUGAUGAUGAAAAUGCAAGCAUAGAUCGUGGAAGGGCUGAAGCAGUUAUGCGAGAUGGUGGCAUCCGGCUUCUUCUGAACCUAGCAAAGUCUUGGCAUGAAGGACUUCAAUCGGAGGCUGCAAAGGCUCUAGCAAACUUGUCUGUCAAUGCCAAUGUCGCUAAAGCUGUAGCUGAAGAAGGAGGAAUUAAUAUCCUCGCCGCAUUGGCAAGGUCCAUGAACAGGCUGGUUGCUGAGGAGGCAGCUGGUGGGCUAUGGAACCUUUCUGUUGGGGAAGAGCACAAGGCUGCAAUAGCUGAAGCUGGUGGUGUCAAAGCUUUGGUCGAUCUUAUAUUCAAGUGGUCCUCUGGCGGUGAUGGAGUUCUUGAACGCGCAGCUGGCGCUUUGGCAAAUUUGGCAGCUGAUGAUAAAUGCAGUAUGGAAGUUGCCAUUGUAGGUGGUGUGCAUGCAUUGGUGAUGCUUGCUCGUAACUGCAAGUUUGAAGGAGUGCAAGAACAGGCUGCUCGUGCCUUAGCAAAUUUGGCUUCUCAUGGUGAUAGCAACAGUAACAAUGCUGCUGUAGGACAAGAGGUUGGUGCUCUUGAAGCGCUAGUUCAACUUACACGUUCUCCUCAUGAAGGUGUCAGGCAAGAAGCUGCUGGUGCAUUGUGGAACUUGUCCUUUGAUGACAGAAAUCGAGAAGCAAUUGCAGCAGCUGGUGGUGUUGAGGCAUUGGUUACUCUUGCCCAAUCCUGUUCAAAUGCUUCCCCAGGUCUUCAAGAGAGGGCAGCUGGUGCUCUUUGGGGAUUGUCAGUGUCAGAAGCCAAUAGCAUUGCUAUCGGACGAGAAGGAGGUGUUGCACCCCUGAUUGCACUUGCACGCUCUGACGCUGAAGAUGUUCAUGAAACUGCUGCAGGGGCUCUUUGGAACCUUGCUUUUAACCAUAGUAAUGCACUUCGGAUAGUGGAAGAAGGUGGGGUUCCUGCGCUUGUUCAUCUUUGUUCUUCAUCAUUAUCCAAGAUGGCACGCUUCAUGGCUGCAUUAGCACUGGCAUACAUGUUUGAUGGGAGCAGAAUCGAUGAAUUUGCACCAAUGAGUUCAUCAUCAGAAAGCACAUCAAAGAGUGUAAGCUUGGAUGGGGCUCGAAGAAUGGCUUUGAAGCAUAUUGAAGCUUUUAUUCGUACUUUCUCCAACCCACAAGCAUUUGCUGCGGCUGCUGCUUCAUCGGCUCCAGCAGCCUUGGCACAAGUGACCGAAAAAGCUCGUAUUCAAGAAGCAGGGCAUCUGAGAUGCAGUGGGGCUGAAAUAGGAAGAUUCGUCUCGAUGCUUCGAAAUUCUUCUUCAAUACUCAAGGCAUGUGCAGCAUUUGCUUUACUCCAGUUCACCAUUCCCGGUGGUCGACAUGCAGUGCACCAUGCUAGCCUUAUGCAGGGUGGUGGAGCAGCAAGGGUUCUGCGAGCAGCAGCUGCAGCAGCAACGUCCCCUAUCGAGGCCAAAAUCUUUGCGAGAAUUGUACUUAGAAACUUGGAGCAUCAUCACCAAGUAGAACCAUCCAUUUAAAUUCAGGAACCAACUUAAUUAUUAGUCAACUCAUGAGUUUCAUUAAUUUUAUAUGCCAUAAAUUACAUUUCUAAGGUCUUCUCUCUUUGUCUGUAACCUUUUGGAAUAUAAGAACUAUCAAAGUUCUUAUUUUUGUAGUUCAUCAUUUUUGUGUGUCUGUAUUCAUUGCAACAAUAUCUUUUAUAUAUAUAUGAACAUAAAUGUCUUUUGAGGGCUUAAAAUUGUUUCAGCUCCCUGUUGUGUCUGUAUUAGCUAUCUUGGAGAGUUAAUGACAGCUUCUUUUGCACUUC